Molecule: messenger RNA, 839 nt
Organism: Tigriopus californicus
Lineage: Eukaryota; Metazoa; Arthropoda; Copepoda; Harpacticoida; Harpacticidae
Product: FMRFamide receptor-like
Exons: 3
Coding region: 294-839 (181 amino acids)
Biological process (GO): G protein-coupled receptor signaling pathway
Cellular component (GO): membrane
Molecular function (GO): G protein-coupled receptor activity
Source: RefSeq, a predicted model, not a curated record
UCUUUCCUUGUUACUGUGUCUCUGCCUCUUUUCAGCCUCGAAAAAGCGCCUCCGUCUCUUUUUUCGCUCUAGCGGCCUUUCCGCCUCAACUUCAGUCCUUGGUCUUUGAACCAGCGAACCGUGGUUCCUCGGAAACUGAACGACCAACUAACCAAAUGUUCGUUCGACGAGGAACCAAAACAGUUCGGGUUGCUAUCACAGACUGCUAAGUCAACUGGAAGUGGAAAGAAUCAUUACUCCAAGGAUUAGGUAAACUCGUGCUUUUGGACCAUAGAAAGACUGAAUCUGGCACAAUGAGUCUGUUUGCGCCGGUCUUGAUGCUGUUUAUCGCUUUGGUGGGUGUGGUGACCAAUUGCCUCUCAGUCUUGGUGUUUGUGCGACAGAAGUUUCGGCGAAACUUUCAUCGUCUUUUGAUUAUGUUGGCGGCUUACGAUCUUUUGGUGGUGAUCUUCUGCUCGAUGUUGUAUUGUUUGAAUUCCAUUUGGCCCGCCUAUAAGUCGCACUUUCCCUACAUUGCGCCUUAUCUUCUACCGAUGGUCCACAUUGCUCUCAUGUCCUCUGUUUAUUGCACAGUGGUCAUGAGUUGGGAACGAUACAUCCGGAUUGUGCUCAUCUCUAAUCUGGUCAAUUGUACCUAUUUGUCCAGGGGCAAAUUUCGAGCUUACCUGGCUACAAUCAUCAUCUUCCCCAUUCUGUUCUAUCUUCCAAAAUUCUAUGAGGUACGACCCGAAAUCUUUGAGGAUGAAAUCACGCACACCAUCAAUUGUUCCAAACGACAGCAUUUUGUUGACAACAAUUCCAUACGUUCUUAUGACGAUCUGUCCAUCUGUCUCCAUUAA